Dendroctonus ponderosae (mountain pine beetle) is the source of this 876-nucleotide messenger RNA. RefSeq names its product trypsin-1-like. Gene Ontology annotation, biological process: proteolysis. NCBI's taxonomy places the organism in Eukaryota, Metazoa, Arthropoda, Insecta, Coleoptera, Curculionidae. Gene Ontology annotation, molecular function: serine-type endopeptidase activity. The transcript is spliced from 5 exons. Bases 1 to 819 code for a protein of 272 amino acids. The record is from RefSeq and is a predicted model, not a curated record.
AUGCGUAAACUAUCCACUGCUUCAUACGGUACUUCGGCUGGUUGCAUGGUAGGAGUUCUUAUCGAUAAAAGAGAAGAUCUUUUGGAACCGGAACCUCUGGUUCCGUUGCCCGAUGGUCGCAUUGUGGGCGGCUGGCCUGUGAAUAUCACCAGCCACCCUUACCAGGCGUCUUUCCACAAUUGGCACCGCCACAGUUGUGGAGCUGUUCUUAUAGCGCCCGAUUGGAUUGUUACUGCUGCUCAUUGCGUGUCCGCAGGGCCACAUCGCUACAGCUUCCGACUGGGUUCCCACCUGUGGGCCUCUGGAGGAACCGUUUUGAUGGCAACCCAUCUUCUCAGGCAUGCGCAGUACAAUGCGACCACCAUUGACUACGAUAUUGCUUUGGUGAGACUGAGCAUGGCUCAAAGUGCUGUUGAAGACAUUAUCGGUUAUGCCCAAUUGCCGCCCGAAGGGUGGCACCCAACUGCAGGAAGCUUAGCUACAGUCGCUGGAUGGGGAACGCCGUUCGCUGGCGGUUCAUUGAUGGACGAACUACAGGAAGUUACGGUUCCUAUCGUAAACAACGAAUCCUGCCAAGAGUUCUACAGCGAUUUGUCCAACAGAACUGGCAUAUUCAUCACGGACAGGAUGGUUUGCGCAGGAUUUACCGAAGGAGGACAGGACGCAUGCAGUGGGGACUCUGGGGGGCCACUCAUGGUGGACGGGUACUUAACGGGGAUCGUUUCUUGGGGAAAUGGGUGUGCGCGAGCUGGUUUUCCAGGAGUGUACGCCAGUGUCCCACAUUUCGUGCCCUGGAUCAAGGAAAUUACUGGACUGUAAAUCUGGAUGUGCGCUUUCUUUUAGUAAAAUGCUGCUGUGGUUCUUUGCUUUAACAAA